GAACAGCCACGCCUCCUUGGAGCGCUCGCCGUACGCGUGCGCAAUGGGCCGCAGAGCCGCCAUGCCGGAACCGCGCGGUUCCUCGCCCCUGCGGGUGAACGCCGCGUUCGCCGCGCGGUACAGUCGCUACCGGGAACGCGAGGAGCUGCAGCGGCUGAAAGAUCGCUACCGAGACCGAGGCAGCGGCGACGACUCCAGCUCCGAGUCUGACUCCAGCGACGAGCGCGUGGAAUUUGACCCCCACCAGGAGCGUGACUUUUACAGGACUCUCUCCUUGUUAAAGAAGAAGGAUCCCCGCAUUUAUCAGAAAGAUGCCACCUUCUACCAGAGAACAGCAACAUCCUCGGAGAGUGAGGGGGAGCUGGCAGCUGAGAAGCAAAAGAAGGCACGGCCCAUGUACCUGAAGGACUAUGAGAGGAAGGUUAUCUUGGAGAAAGAAGGCAAAUAUGUCGACGAGGAGAAUUCAGACGGGGAGACCUCCAAUCAGAGACUCCAGCAGGUCUCGUCGAAAAGUUACGUGGAAGAACAGCAACAGCUCAAGGAAAGCUUCCGGGCAUUUGUGGAAGACAGUGAAGGUGAGGACAGCGCGGGGGAAGGUGGCUCUGGGUUGCUGCAGAAACGCGCUAAAACCAAGGAGGAGAAGGCCCAGGAGGAUGCCGACUAUGUCGAAUGGCUAAAGGGGCAGAAGGAGAUGCAGAAUGUCGAGACCCUGAGAGAGCUGACUCAUCUGAGGGAAUAUUGGAACAACCCAGAGCUGGAUGAAGGGGAGCAGUUCCUGCGGGAUUAUAUCCUCAACAAACGCUAUGAGGAGGAGGAAGAGGAGGAGGAGGAGGAGGAGGAGGAGGAAGGGGUUGCAGGCCUCCCGGUCCAGGUGGCUGUGGAUGACUCCUCAGAUGAGGGGGAGCUGUUUCUGAAGAAACAGGAGGACUUUGAGCACAAGUACAACUUCCGCUUCGAGGAGCCAGACUCGGCUUUGGUCAAAACCUACCCUCGGAGCAUCAUGUCCUCUGUGCGUCGCAAGGAUGAACGCAGGAAGGAGAGGAGGGAGGAGACUCGGGAGCGAAAGAGGAGGGAGAAGGCAAAAAAGCAGGAGGAACUUAAGCAGCUGAAGAACCUGAAGAGGAAGGAGAUUCUGGCCAAACUGGAGAAGCUGCGGCAGGUCACAGGCAACAAGACUCUGGGCUUUGAGGAGCGAGACCUCGAGGACGAUUUCGACCCCACCCGGCACGACCAGCUCAUGCAGAAAUGCUUCGGGGACGAGUACUAUGGCACCAUGGAGGAGGAGAAGCCGCAGUUUGAGGAAGAGGAAGGGCUUGAAGACGACUGGAACUGGGACACGUGGGCUGGGCUGCAGCAGGGUGGAGAUUGGAGCCAGCAGGAGCUGCACUGCGAGGACCCAGACUUUAAUAUGGAUGCUGACUACGACCCUAGGCAGCCACGGAAGAAGCAGCGUGAGCCCCCGUCAGCCGGUAAGAAGAAGCGCAAGUCACCCUUCGCUGCGGCCGUGGGGCAGGAGAAGCCCGUGUUCAACCCCGGGGACAAGACAUUCGAGGAGUACCUGGAUGAGUAUUACCGGCUGGACUACGAGGACAUCAUCGACGACCUGCCCUGCCGCUUCAAGUACCGCGCUGUGGUGCCCUGCGACUUUGGGCUCAGCACCGAGGAGAUUCUCGCUGCUGAUGACAAAGAGCUGAACCGAUGGUGCUCCCUGAAGAAGACCUGCAUGUACAGGUCGGAGCAGGAGGAGCUUCAGGACAAGAGAGCAUACAGCCGGAAGGCCCAGAACUCAUGGAAAAAGAGGCAGAUCUUUAAGUCUCUCUGCCCAGAGGAGACAGACACACCCACGGAAGCCACAGGGAAACCACAGAGAGACAAAGCUGGCCCACAGGGGCAGCUGCUGGCACCCGAUGCGGCCUGUGGGAAGCAGCCCCAGCCUGAGAGCCCCCCAGCACAGGAAGAGGCAGCCCCUGUGUCAUCCACUGAGAAGCCACCAGUCCCCCAGAGGCGGAAGAGGGGCAAGAAGGCUCGCCUCCUGGGCCCCACAGUGACGCUUGGUGGGCAUGAGUUCAGCCGUCAGAGACUGCAGGCCUUUGGCUUCAAUCCAAAACGGCUGUACUUCCGCCUGCUGGGCCAGCAACGGAGGAAGCAGCAGGGGCUCAAGAGUGGCCCCUGAGCUUGAUGGAGCAGGCAGGGGCCCUCAGGUUCCUAACCUCCAAUCAAGCCCCUGAGUACAUCCCCCUCUAUUCAACUGUAUAGACCUGCAAUGUCUACCUACGGGCAAGGGAGAAUUCUCGUCUUCCAGAUGUGGAAGCUAAGGCCCACUUAACAAGUUCCCCAGGCCACUUGUAAAUCUCACCUUGAGAUAUACCCUGGGCCCAUCUCUCAAAUGCUGUGUCCAGCCAUAGCCAAGGUCAAGUCAAAUGGCUUUAUUAGCCCCCAGCAGCUUCAGUACCCCCAUCAGCCCUUGGCAGGACUGGGGCUUUGAGACCAGUGACGGCACUGGUGGUCCAGUGCAAACUACAGUACUUGAGUCAGGCCCUGAGUGGUUGCCCAGGAGCCCACCCUCCCUCCCUGCCCUGUGAGAAGGGCCCAGCUGAUAGGAGGCGGGCCUGUGGGCUCUGUCCUGGCUGAAUGGACCCAGCCUAGAGGUUUUCUGGGCUGGGUUCAGCUGCUCUUAUCAAAAGGGUGAGAAGGGGAAAGUCCCAUCAUCAGAGUUCAAGCUCCCACACCCAGCGUGACAUAAAAAAAUAAAUAGUGUCUGUCCCA
This is a messenger RNA of Pteropus alecto (black flying fox), 2766 nucleotides long. It is a transcript of the gene KRI1, whose product is annotated as KRI1 homolog. Bases 44 to 2173 code for a protein of 709 amino acids. Gene Ontology annotation, cellular component: 90S preribosome; nucleolus. The transcript has 19 exons. The record is from RefSeq and is a predicted model, not a curated record. Gene Ontology annotation, biological process: endonucleolytic cleavage in ITS1 to separate SSU-rRNA from 5.8S rRNA and LSU-rRNA from tricistronic rRNA transcript (SSU-rRNA, 5.8S rRNA, LSU-rRNA). Lineage: Eukaryota; Metazoa; Chordata; Mammalia; Chiroptera; Pteropodidae.